Molecule: messenger RNA, 800 nt
Organism: Aspergillus aculeatinus CBS 121060
Lineage: Eukaryota; Fungi; Ascomycota; Eurotiomycetes; Eurotiales; Aspergillaceae
Exons: 1
Coding region: 70-501 (143 amino acids)
Source: RefSeq, a predicted model, not a curated record
CUUCGACCUCAUCGCUUUUCUAUUUUUUAAUUUGGUUUUCUUAUCCAUCACUUUUCUCUCUCUCUUUUGAUGUUCUUCCCAUCCCUCUCUGUAAACUGGCUCCAUCCCUUUUUGAUUUCUGAUUAUUAUUUUUUAUUCUUCUUUUGCUUCGCGGCUCUACCCACCCACCCCAUCUGGUUUUACUGCUCGAUUUCUUUCUUUUUUUUUUUUGGUAGACUAGUGUGGUCUGACAGUACUAGACUUUGGAUCGAUGAUUACAAUUCCAGCUCCGAUCUGAAUCUGAUUCCGACGGUUGUAUGUGAUUUGAUAGGCAUUCAUGGGGGUUUCUUCCUCUUAUUUUCUUUUAUUUCGUCCUUUUUAUCCCCCAAUAUGGGUCGAAAAUGGAGGAGUGGGUUUCUCUUCCCUUCCUUCCAUUUUCUUCUUGUUCUGUCAAAAAAUGGACCAGCCCAUACCGCUCUUACUUGGAAGUACUGCACUGUGUACAUACAUGAUAGCAGGUAACCCGGCCUGUUUUCUCUGCUUGCUUGGUGCGUACAGCAGGUUUGUAUUGACUACCCAAGCAGAGCGCAGCAGCAACCCUCAGUUCCUGAGGAUCGAUGUACAGUCGGGUACGGUACGUACGUACCUUGAAUGGAUUGCGUUUCUUUCUUGCAGCGAUUGGUUCCACCCUAUCCCAGAUUCCGGUUCUUUCCCUUUGAAUCUGAUUUCUCUGUCAUCGGCCUACUCGGAGGACUAAACUAGGAUGUAGUACCCCAGUAUCUAGACUAAGGUACCGUAGUCUUGUUGCCCGUACCGUCGUG